This is a messenger RNA of Lingula anatina, 1996 nucleotides long. Its product is annotated as small ubiquitin-related modifier. NCBI's taxonomy places the organism in Eukaryota, Metazoa, Brachiopoda, Lingulata, Lingulida, Lingulidae. The record is from RefSeq and is a predicted model, not a curated record. Gene Ontology annotation, molecular function: protein binding.
UUAAAAAUAAAAUGUUCAAAUUUGCCUUCCCGACAUUCCGUUUUGCCGCUUCAAGUUCCCGGAUUCUAACGUGAAGCAGUAUGUCUGAGGAGCAGCAGUUACAAAACAAGAGUGGCGACAGCCCCGGAGAAGGAGCCGGUGACAACAAAGACAAAGAAAAGGAAUACAUCAAGCUCAAAGUAGUGGGCCAGGAUGGCAGUGAAAUCCACUUCAAGGUGAAGAUGAAUACACAGAUGGGGAGGUUGAAGAAGUCUUACAGCGACAGACAAGGUAUUCCCUUAAAUUCACUACGGUUUCUUUUCGAUGGAAGAAGAAUAAACGAUGAUGAGACGCCAAAACAGCUUGAAAUGGAUGACAGUGAUUGUAUAGAGGUAUAUCAAGAACAGACAGGUGGAUUAAAUUAAAGGAGCCGUCUGGAUGGAAAAAAGAACAAUAAGACAAUUGGAUCCUUGUGCAUCCGUCAGUAAAUAAUAGACAAAGUGUCGUACAUGGAUAAAUAUUGUACAUAGGCAUAUAUAUCAUAUUAUUGCUCCAUGUUCAGUAGAUAUAUAUAUAUCUUCAAAAGCACAUCACGGUGACCAGAUUGAAGGUAAUCAUUAAAGAUGGGACAGAUGGAGCAAGUCACAGUGAAGUGAUGGGAGAAAGAAAUGUAUAUAUGGACACAGCAGAUGGCGAAUUGCAAGGGAGAGGUUACUUUAAGGGAAAAGGAAGGACCCCAUGCAAGUGUUAAUUUUUAAACAGGACUGGAUUUGUUUUUUUUUUUUUUUUUUUUGUAGAUUUGUAACAUGGGAUGGAACAGCUUUUUUCAUAACUCAAUGAACUACAUUUAAAAAUAAAAAGGUAAAAAUCAACAGAAAUGAUAACUGUACAGCGAAAACGAACAGCAGUAAUUGAAAAUCAACACUGUGUGAAUUGAGAAAUGGACACCCAGUGGAUUUCUCCUUAAGCUGCAGCUCAUAACAUUUCCAAAUUUGAAGCCAGAGAACUGGCGGCUGCAACAUUUGGAUGAGCAUGUACAUUGCAGUUGUGCCAUUAUACUGUUUGUAAUGUUUUAGAGAGAAAAACUGUCUACAGACUGCGUUACAAGAGAAUUCAUUUUCUGAGCAUGAAUUUGUCAAUUAAGAUUAAUGUAAAUUUUUUUACUUCAAGCUCUGUCAAACCCAUCUUUACAUUAACAGGCCUCCACUGUGAGUGUAUUAAGGCAUUAAUGAAAUUUAAUCAGUGUUGGUGCACGAACACACCCAGAUUGUACUAAAAAAUAUCAUGACCCACCCCAAUUUGUAUUGAGAGCUGCAUUAUGGUCACAUCUGUAUGUGCAGCUCAGCCUUAAAUGGUGAGACGGUCUUAUGAAUAUAAUUUCAGCAGCAGUCUGUUUGUAAAUGGACACUUUUUCAAUAGUUGAUGAUGGAUAGAUUUCCAUGAUAUGGACUCUCAAUGGUUAUGAGAAAAGAAGGGCACUUGUUGCAGAGAAACGAUGUUGAAGUCGUGAAUUUUCAUUGAUAUUGUAUGGCUGCAGAAUUGAUUUGUUGUUGCCGAAACCCCUUAUAGGAAGUCUAGACACAAAUCUUGUUGAGUGAAAACACCUCCCUCAUACAAUUUGAGUUGAACAUCCUGUACUCUCGUAGUGGGGACUUGAGAAUCUUGAACAACUUAAUGUCUCUUAUUUGUAGUUUUAGGAAAUUUUCCUUUUCUUUUAGUUUGAGAAAGGCAGGGUUUUAGAACAGGACCACAAGGAAAAAGAAAGAAAUAUGUUUGAAAACGUUAUGGCAGACACUUUUAAUAAGUUACAUGGGGGAGGCAGAUAACACUUUAAGUUCAAAUUUCCUCACAAAAUGUAAGAAUUAAAUCAGUUGUAAGGAGAUUAUUCAUUUCCACGGAAUAAAAGAAUUUAUGCUUUACCAAAGUCAAUAAAUGUAGUUUACGAAAAGGACAAUUUUAAGAUCCUAAAAUUGUAUAGACGUUGUAAUUUCUUUUAUCAAUAAACAUAUUAGCCAUA